ACAGGGUUCUAUUUUAUAUCUCUCAGGUUAACAACAGGGUUCUAUUUUAUAUCUCUCAGGUUAACAACAGGGAUCUAUUUUAUAUCUCUCAGGUUAACAACAGGGAUCUAUUUUAUAUCUCUCAGGUUAACAACAGGGAUCUAUUUUAUAUCUCUCAGGUUAACAACAGGGUUCUAUUUUAUAUCUCUCAGGUUAACAACAGGGAUCUAUUUUAUAUCUCUCAGGUUAACAACAGGGAUCUAUUUUAUAUCUCUCAGGUUAACAACAGGGAUCUAUUUUAUAUCUCUCAGGUUAACAACAGGGGUCUAUUUUAUAUCUCUCAGGUUAACAACAGGGGUCUAUUUUAUAUCUCUCAGGUUAACAACAGGGAUCUAUUUUAUAUCUCUCAGGUUAACAACAGGGAUCUAUUUUAUAUCUCUCAGGUUAACAACAGGGAUCUAUUUUAUAUCUCUCAGGUUAACAACAGGGAUCUAUUUUAUAUCUCUCAGGUUAACAACAGGGAUCUAUUUUAUAUCUCUCAGGUUAACAACAGGGAUCUAUUUUAUAUCUCUCAGGUUAACAACAGGGUUCUAUUUUAUAUCUCUCAGGUUAACAACAGGGGUCUAUUUUAUAUCUCUCAGGUUAACAACAGGGAUCUAUUUUAUAUCUCCCAGGUUAACAACAGGGAUCUAUUUUAUAUCUCUCAGGUUAACAACAUGGUUCUAUUUUAUAUCUCUCAGGUUAACAACAGGGUUCUAUUUUAUAUCUCUCAGGUUAACAACAGGGAUCUAUUUUAUAUCUCUCAGGUUAACAACAGGGUUCUAUUUUAUAUCUCUCAGGUUAACAACAGGGUUCUAUUUUAUAUCUCUCAGGUUAACAACAGGGAUCUAUUUUAUAUCUCUCAGGUUAACAACAGGGUUCUAUUUUAUAUCUCUCAGGUUAACAACAGGGUUCUAUUUUAUAUCUCUCAGGUUAACAACAGGGAUCUAUUUUAUAUCUCUCAGGUUAACAACAUGGAUCUAUUUCAUAUCUCUCAGGUUAACAACAGGGUUCUAUUUUAUAUAUCUCAGGUUAACAACAGGGAUCUAUUUUAUAUCUCUCAGGUUAACAACAGGGUUCUAUUUUAUAUCUCUCAGGUUAACAGCAGGGAUCUAUUUUAUAUCUCUCAGGUUAACAACAGGGUUCUAUUUUAUAUCUAUCAGGUUAACAACAGAGUUCUAUUUUAUAUCUCUCAGGUUAACAACAGGGAUCUAUUUUAUAUCUCUCAGGUUAACAACAGGGUUCUAUUUUAUAUCUAUCAGGAUAACAACAGGGUUCUAUUUUAUAUCUCUCGGGUUAACAACAGGGUUCUAUUUUAUAUCUCUCGGGUUAACAACAGGGUUCUAUUUUAUAUCUCUCAGGUUAACAACAGGGUUCUAUUUUUGGCCGUGGAAGACGAGAAACUAA
Messenger RNA from Lottia gigantea (owl limpet), 1425 nucleotides. RefSeq lists its product as hypothetical. The record is from RefSeq and is a predicted model, not a curated record. The annotation marks the transcript as partial. Lineage: Eukaryota; Metazoa; Mollusca; Gastropoda; Lottiidae. The transcript has a single exon.